Messenger RNA from Paramuricea clavata, 9552 nucleotides. NCBI's taxonomy places the organism in Eukaryota, Metazoa, Cnidaria, Anthozoa, Malacalcyonacea, Plexauridae. The record is from the annotation of a GenBank genome assembly.
GCAAGUUCUUCAGGGCGCUGGUAAUGCGUACGUCAUGUUAGAUGUAAUGUAGUUGAACGACUUACUCCACAAUCCACAUUUCAAGAUGGAAGAUCAAUUUUGUUUAGAAGAGAACCAUUCCCUGUCUAUUUUAAGCGCUUUAAACGACUUUAGGCAAGAUAAAUUUUUAUGUGAUCUAGUGUUGCUGGUACAGCAGAAGGAGAUGUAUUGUCAUAGGAACGUUUUAGCCGCGGGUAGUCCGUAUUUUCGUGGUAUGUUUUCAACAAAAAUGAAAGAAAACAUGGAAAGCAAGCCCGUCAUAUUGAACGAUGUAACUGUUGAAAUAAUGAAUCAAAUUUUAGAUUUCCUGUACACCGGUCAAGUUCUGAUCACGGCUGAGAAUGUCAAAGAGAUUGUUGCAGCUGCUAAUUAUUUUCUCAUGGAUAACUUAAAAGAAACGUGUUGCCAAUAUCUGAAAAAGAACUUGAAACCUUCCAAUUGUUUAGGAAUAGAAUCUAUUGCAGAACAGUUCGGUUGUGAGGAACUGAAACAAUCCACCCACCGGUAUAUAUUAGAUAACUUUGUAGAAGUUUCUCAUUGCAAAGAGUUUGUGUUGUUAUGUAGCGAGCGUAUCCUGGAACUUCUAUCGAAUGAUGACACUAAUGUUGAAAAAGAGGAGCAAAUAUAUGAGGCACUCUUAACUUGGAUUAAAGGAUCUGACAAGGACCAUAUUGAACGAGUAAAAGAUUUAGAAAAUCUCUUGUACAUGGUACGAUUUCCAUUAAUGUCACCAUAUUACAUUGCCGACCAUGUUGAAAAGGAAGAAAUUGUUACGUCAACAUCAUGCUGUAGUUCAUUGUUGUUAGAAGCCAAGAAUUAUCAUCUGCUGCCUGAUCGACGUCACUUGUUAGAUAACUACCGCACCCGACUCAGGAAAUCCAUGGGUUUAGUCAAUGUUAUUAUUGGUGCAGGAGGUAUUGAGAAAGGUCAAGUAAAACAUACAACAUUUUGUUUUCUUCCACAACGUAAUACUUGGUUCUAUCUUACACCAAUGUCAACUGCUAGAUGUCGACAUGGCCUGGCUGUUAUGGGAGAGUUUGUAUAUGCAGUAGGCGGACAGUCUAGAGAAGGUUUGUAUGUUGUAGUAGUGUCUGCUAAUUGCACACCAGCUGUAAACUGGAGAAUUUUCAAACAUUUUUUUAUAUUUUAAAGAUGCGGUACAGUUCGAUCUGCGCAUGUGCACAAAGGAGCUCUCUUUUUAUUUACAAACAGUUUAUUUAGGUUUUUAUUUCAUUUUAUAUUCUUGCAAAGCUUGAUUGUUGUGUCUUGAUAAUUUAUUAUACUCUAGAAUCAUGAAAAUAUAAAUAGUUGUCAAAUAAAAUUCAAUAUUUUGGAUACCGAAAUGUAAACAAAGCCUUUGUUUACAUGUGGACUGUACCGCAUCUUUAAACCAGCACAUUAUGACCAGAAAUCAUUUGCAUUUUUAAUAUUCUCAGUCAAUCAGGUUUGACUUAGGCUUCCAAGGCACAGGUAGCUUGCAAAUAGCAGACUAGUAUUUCUUGUCAUUGGAGGCUUUAUUCAAAGUCAAUGCGGGCAGCAACCAUUACUAUUAUGUUUAUAAAACAAUGCAAUGAUACUUUUCACACAACAAAUGGUAUCACAUACAGGUAAGAAAUUAUAAUUUUAGAAACACAUUCAAAAUGGUUAAAAAUAAAUUUUGUUUGUUAUUUGACAAAAUUGCAAUAGACGUCUUGCACUUUGUGUCAGUAGCAAAAAUUUGCAAAUAUGAAAGCAACUGGACUUGGUUUGUUUCAAGUUGUCCUGCAGGUGUCAUGCAUGAGCUCAUUUUAAGAUCAGCAGCAAGUGGUCUAUAAUGGGGCCAUUGAUGUGAUGUGGUUGUCUAGAAGCCAUGGGAGUGGCAGCUACAGUAUGAUGAGAAACUGUUAUUCAAAAAGCAGAAAAUAUAAUUUAACUUAUAGGUACUUAAAUUACAUAUAAAAUCUAUGGCUGUACUUCACUUAGGUAUUGUAUUAGCUAAAUAACUGAGAGCAUAUUUUAUUGUGAAUGCAGAGUGAUUUAUCAACAUUGAGUUGUCAACUAUGUGCUUGCUUAAAAGAGGUGUCUAUUAAAAAGACUUGAAUGGUGUCUAUUAAAAAGGCUUUGGCAUGUCAUAACAAUUAACCCCUGUUUGGCUAAAUAUACAACAUUAUGUGUUACUGUCCACAAGGUGUCGGGUCCAAUCCUUUGUUUGGUCAUGAGUUAAACAGGUUUAUAAACAAAAAAGUCAGUCAUGACUCGGGUUGGGCGAUAUAUAAAAAAAAUCAUCUCACGAUUAUUGUCAAGGAAAUUACCAUGAUAUUCGAUAAUAUUGCAGUAAAUGCAAUAAAAACAAUGACCACAUUUUUCAAUUUUAAUUAAUAUCAAAGCAUAGUAAGCUUAUAUAUAAUCUUAUUAAAACAAGCAAAACAACAAAUUAAAGUAAUAUGAAGGCUUUUUCUAGUCUAAUAUUUACUGUUCAUAAACCAGAACUGUGUAUAUGCAAUGUCUACUGUGUCUCCACUGGCACAAAUGCCGUGGGUACACAGCGCAAGCAAAACCUGCAAUUUCAUUGUUUAGAGGAUUAAUACAUAAAUAUUAGCUUUUGUAUUGCAUAUUAAAUUCAUAUUUAAAUCAGGAAAUAGUUUUAAUUCUUUUAAAAACUAUAUUUUCUAGCAAUUGAAAGAGUUUUUUUAGGAUUUUAUAAAAGCUACAGUAUAUUAACACAUGCAAAGCAAUAUCACGGAUAGUCAUCGAGCAUGAUGAUAAUUUCGAUAUAUCGUUGCUCAAGUUUCUACCUUCGAUACAACAAUCGUGAUUGAAAAUAUCGCGAUAAAUCGAAAUAUCGCCCAACCCUAGUCAUGACCAUGGGUUUUCCUUGUGAUUAGUUAAUUAUUUUGAUAGUAUGAUUAAUAAAUGCUAUGGUAAGUAAAAAAGGGAAGGUUUAAAAUAAACAUGAACAGAUGUGGACUUCAAAGACAUCUGAGAGAGGAUUAACAUACUGUAGAGGAUUAACAUACUGUACUUUAAACUCUGAGGAUUGAAGUAUAUUAUUCAUUCAACAUUGUCAAUCUUUGUGGAUUAAUUGUUAAUCUUUGUGGAUUAAUUGUUAAUCUUUGUGGAUUAAUUGUUAAUCUUUGUGGAUUAACAUUGAUAAUCUCUUAAUUAGAUUAGUGACAUUAAUCUAUUGUUUUAACCAAUGACGAAAUGUGCAUGCAUAUGCGUUAACAUGUACUGUAUGUGCCCGCUCCUCUGUAAUCUGUAUGCUAUCAUCUCUGAUACGUUUUUCAGUACUUUGUAGCUAGUACCUAUUAACAGUAUGAAUUGCAUGUUAGAAACAAGUUUAUACUAUUUAAAAUGCAAUUGUUGAUCUUCCCAUCCAUAUCUUAUGACUAUGCUGUAUUUAAAUGGCUUAUUCAAAGCUUGAAGCUUAACUAUUUUCGUUAGUCAAAUUUCCUAGCAUGGUUUCCAUGGUUUCAUUCUCCUUCCACAAGAAAGGUAUACAGAAAUUACGGGAACCACUGAGUAUUUUGAUAAAAUACAAAACAAUAGAUACUCCGAAAAUUGAAAGCAUUUUGCAAAUUUAUUCAUUCAUUUCCCGAUGAUGACUAUAGUUUAGUCGAAACGUCGAAAUAAUGCUUUCAAUUUUCGGAGUAUCUAUUGUUUUGUAUUUUUUAAAGGUAUACAGUACAUGUCUAUAAACUUGCAUUUUAAAAUUUGUACUUUGUUUGGGAAACUUGUUACAGUACUGAACACUAAAUAUUACAUUCUACAUCAGCCGAAGGUUAUCUGCCAAUACCCGCUGCUGCAUGAUAAAUAUGCUCAAACAUUCCAGACCAACAAAACGUGAAUUGAAAUCAACAUGCUAUGCCUACCUUGGGCCAUGUUUGCCCAUGUUGUGCCAAUCAACAUUCUGAAUGUAUUAUACACGUUUACAGGCACAACUAUUGAGUCAAAAUGUAAGAGUAGCUAUGUUGGGCAAACGGGAUCACAUGUCAUUUUAUAGAAGUUAAGUAAUGGCUCAUGCAUCAAUUUUGGUCAAGGGAAGCAAAAUUAGUUCGAGAUAGCAGGGGUUCUACUGUAGAUGAAUUAUGCAAAAUAAUUCUUAGUUUCUGAACCGGGCAAUCCCAGUGGUUACAGCGCAGGUACUCAGGUACUAAAUAAUUCUUAGUGUUUAAACUACGGCGAUCUCAGUUGUUACAGCGCAAAGCCAGAGGCGUUGGGUUGGAUUCCCGGUUCAGGUUGAGACGCUCAUGCAGAAAACAUUUUUCCAUUUGGAAAGCCAAUAUUAGUAUCAUUGUGAUGAUAAAUUUACAUGUAGAUAUCUUUUAACGACAAAAGAGCUUUGGGACCGACGUUCACCCUGGUCCACAGUGCAUCACGAUUAAAGAUGGCGUCGCUGUUGAUGAAGAAAAUAUGUAUCAAUCAUAUUUUACAUUUAAAUAAGUACAGUAUCUUUAUGCAGCCUUUUUGUUGUUUUUUUUGCUUAGGUUCAGCUCAAAGUUCGUUAAACAAUGUCGAACGUUACGAUCCUCGGACCAAUACCUGGGCACCAGUUGCUCCUAUGUUGAAGAAACGAAGUCUGUUAAAUGUAGCUGUCCUGGAUGGUAAAUAAUCUAUAUUUUUAGUACAAGUACGUUAGGUCAAAAGGAUUAUGUUCUGUGCCUUCAAUAUUUAUUAUUAAGUAUCAAGUCAUAUGGCUGCAAGUAUCACUUUGUUAUGUCGUUCUUUUAUGCUGAGUUAGUUUAAUUAUCUCUUAGACUUAGACAAAAAUAGUCUUAAUUAUUUAAUACAUACCUCUUUCACACUGUAAAAAAAGUUUCAUGCAUCUACAGUAUCUUUGAUAUAAUUCCAUGAAUGGGCCUUUAUUCUUCCGAUGAUGUUCUCUCCUCCCAGGUGAUUUAAAAUUUCAUCACUCUUAAGAUUUAAGAAAAUUACAAUUAACAAUUUCUCGAAGAAAAAUUUAAAACCAAGUCAAAUGGAUGAUUUGGGGGAUGGAUUUGAUCUUCGUGGAUAUUGAGAUCUUCAUCACAGUCGUUCGUGCAGGUGAAAGUGCAUCGGAUAGAAAUCUGAAUAGCUAUGUAGUUUUAUGAGUUCUACUGUAAGACUCAAGAGCGAAAACACUGCGAAAGCAUCUAAUGUAUAAUCGACAGAAAUUUCUGCAUAGGAGGAAGGUAAUCGAAAAACAUCAGUCAGUGAUUUACCAGAAGGAAAACGAACUGUUGUUAUAGAGAUUAAAGGCUGCUUUCCAGUUGAGCAUUUUUGACACGUAUGUAAAUGCACGGCGAAGUUUAAAUCUUAAAUUUCCAUAGUGCUAAUUCCAUCAACAAAUAGACUUAAAAACAUACACAAUACUAAAUGCUGUGUUUUAUUCAUUUAGUUAUUUCAUAAGAAACUCUUAAAUGUAUUUAAAAUUUUCCGCGAAGCAAUCUUAAAACCCAGCAUAAAAUUGUAACAAAAACAUUUUUAGGAAAAUCCUGACUGACAAGAACAAUUAUACAACUGUAAAUUUGGUAAACCUUGACGUCAUUUUGUUUCUGCAGGAACAAUGUAUGCUGUUGGAGGAUGUGAUGAGAACAAUGUACGUCAAAACACGGUUGAAAAAUAUUCUCCUGGAACCGACACAUGGACUAUGAUCUGUCCAAUGGCGUCAACCCGCAGUAGUGCAUGCGUAGUCGGCUGUUAUGCUUUGUAUGUGAUUGGUGGUGUUAAUUUCUAUGGCAUGUCCCUGAAUUCAGUUGAGAAGUAUGACCCAAGUACGGAUACUUGGUGUGAGGUUUCAUCAUUAACUAACAAACGUGCCAGUGCUUGUGGGGCGUUUUCCAAUGGAAAGAUUUAUGUCAUUGGUAAGUUUUUAAAUACUGGUACAAAUUACCAUAGAUUUGGGCAAUUACGUUUUGACUACGCCCAAACCACGCCCAUUUUUUUCAGUGUUCUUUUUGAUACAAUAUUGGAAAACUGUAGCAUCUUUGUUACGUCUUUAUACGUUUGUGAGAUAAAUAAGAUUCCAUUUUCACCAUUGAAUUCAUCGUUGGAGUUACCCUAACCAUACUGAUGCAUGUUGCCACCCAGUCCACUCUCGUAUAAUCAUACGCCUGGUUGCCUUCCUUCCAGUUCAUGCUAACUUUAUCAGAACACUUGGGUUUGUUUGGCUUAACCUUAACUAUACGAUCUGAUUCUCCUGCAUGGUAGUGAUUCCUUGUAUCUAUUAACUAUGGUCAUUCAGACACUAUCAAAUAUAUGUAUUCUUAAGAUUUAUGUAUAGAAUAUAUUAAAAUCAUGGAUUGUGUGUUCUGUAAUUAUAUAUGUUUUACUUUAAAAAAGGAAAAGGACAUUUUCUAAUAACCCUAAAAGGGCCAUUAUGAAAGCAACUGAGUAACCAGUAAUACUAUAUUUACCUUUGUUAAAUAAAGUUUUUCUUCUUCAUCGCCUAAGAGCGUCACUUUCAUGAUUAUUACCUUGACAUUCAAGGAUUUUUUCUUCUUGUGGGAGAUGAAUACGUGUUUACGAAAUCGUCAAUUACGUCAGCAUUAACAAGACAAAAGCCUUGAGGCUUGAAUGACCAAGGCGAAGUUGACGUAUUUUCCAGAUGGGGUGCAUUUCACUUAAUAAAAUUGUGAAUAAAUAUAUCCAGGUUCUUACACUGGUAUUUUUUUAUAUCUAGGUGGCUGGGAUGGUACAAGUCAUUUGAACUCAGGUGAAGUUUUCUCUCCCGACGUUGAUGAAUGGAAUCUUAUUCCUCAUGCCAACACUGCACGAUGGGAUGCUGGGAUUGCUGUCGAUGAUAACAAAGUUUAUAUCGUUGGUGGGUGUGAUCGCAAUGCAUUAUGUACCUCUGAAACAGAAUGUUUUGAUUGUGAAAAGAAUGAAUGGUCAGUUGUUGCAUCGCUGCCUUUUGCUAUUCAUGGCUUAAAGUGCUCCAGUAUACCGGUUGCAAACAAGUUUUUCAUAAAAUAAUCUGCAUGCAUAUUAGGUAGGAAUAGUUGUUGUGUAGAUCAUCACCAUCCUUCGGCCUAAGCCUUGAUGCCCCGUAUGCUUCGAUAACGUUGUGUAUGCUAUCGAACUUCGCUUUAUGACCACAUGGUUAGUAGACCUACCUCACCAUUACCAUCGUUUUUUGACCACAAAUUUCCAUAUGGAGUAGAGUUGAUAGCCAGACACCUACCCAGGCUCAUUUUGUCAAUUCGAGGGUGAAAAAAAGACGAACGACAAAUUUCACUUAAUAUUGCAAUUUCCAGGCAUGUUUGAUUGCUUUCGUUUGCUUUGCUUUCUGGCAAAGUUUAAACGCUAUAUAAGAAAAUGUUUUGACAUUAUAUGCACAAAGGACGUUGUCACGACGUUUAAGUCAAUUACUAAAUACUGUCCAGACAAUUUAAGGAAUUUAUUUGCUGUCUGCUUUAACUGCUUUAAAUUGUUACCUCCAGUAGGAAGUUAUGUUUUCACAUGGUUUGUAUAUGUAUUUGCAUUUUGUGCGUUUGCCUGUCACUACGAUAACUCAAAGAUAUCCAACGUAUAUUAAUACGAAAUUUGUGGGGCUAUUAGGAAUAGUCCAAGGACAUAUCGAUUAAAUUUUGGUUCAAUUUGGAUGAAAAUUGGAUCAGAAAUUAGCAAACAUUUGCAAAGGGACUUUGGUGACGCAAUCGUUAGAGCAAGGACUAAUAACACUUAAGCCCCAUUUACACGGGCGAUUUUUGCUGCGAUUUCAGUUGCGAUUUUCUCCUUUUGGAGAAUGUGAAGAAGUAGAUCAGUUAUAAAUGUUCCAGGUUAUGAAAUCUCAUAACAACAUCAUUAAGUAAUCUACUACUUCACAUCCUCCAAAAGGAGAAAAUCGCAACUAAAAUCGCAGCAAAAAUCGCCCGUGUAUAAACGGGCCUUUAUGUGAAAAGAGUUAGCCAACGCUGUACCGAAAGUCGUGAGUUUUCUCCGGGUACACCAGUCUCUUCCCACAGGGAAUGUUGCAUGAUGGGUUGGGAUUAGUCCCCUAACUGAUCCUUCCGCCGUAGCUGUGCUCCGUGAUCAGACAUUAGUCAUAAGGUGGCUGCCAGAGGAGCCCUUAGAAAGCUUUCGACUACACGCGUAACAAUCUCACAUCUUGUAGCAAGUCUGCCAACAAGUUGUGUUCGCACUGCUUGUCCCAAGUUGUCAACAAGUUUGGAACAAGCUGUUAACAAUUUGUAACAAUCUUGUUGAUAUUUAUAUCAGGCAUGUUGCAAGGUUGUUCCAACAAGUCCGAUACAUUCAUGAUGUAACAAUGUUGUUACAACUUUGUCUCGUCAACCUUGUAACAUUCUUGUUAUAUCAUGACUGUAUCAGACUUGUUAGAACAACCUUGUAACAAGUCUGAUAAUGCCAUCAAGCUUGUUACAAUUUAAUUAACAGCUUGUUCCAAACUUGUUACAACAACUGGGAACAAACGGUGCGAACACAACUUGUUGACAGCUUGUGAACAGAUUUGUAAAAACUUGUUUGCAGACUUGUAACAACUUGAGCGUUUUUACGUGUGUAGAUCAGGUUGAGCUGCGUCCUACGCAAUCCCACCAAUCUCACCAAUCCCUUGAGAGCAUGUGGUAUAUAUAACGACAAAACAAUUUGUGCGUCAAAACUUGACAAUAAAGCUAUUAGCCUUCCAAAGCUCUUCUUUCAGUUGUUCACUCUUGGGACAACUCGGAGCAAGUAAAUUGAAAGUUCAAUGAGUUAAGAAGACUUGUGGCUUAAAAAGGUUCAAUCCUAAUUUCCUCAACAAAAGCCCCAAAUUGAUGAUAUGAGAGAUAACAGAUCUAGAACAGCACCACAACUCUGAAAACACUCAAGUAGUGUCAGCCGAGGGGCAAAUCACUCCAAACGUCUUGCACACUUUGACAAAGAGUCCGAAAAAGUCAUCAAGUCUGCGAAUAUAUGCUUGACAACACUAACAAUUCAUACAAUAUACUCUUGAGAUCUAAAUUUUACGUCUGAAUUGAAUACGACGUACACCAGGAUUCUAUCUAUUUAUGCAAUUGUAUCCCAAGUAAGUAUGGAUUCUGACAAGCGCCUGAACUGCUCUGAUACGAAUAUUUCUAACAGGAAAUAUUUUUUUAUUAUCUUUUUGGAAAAAUCGGUUAUAAUUGCGUUUACUGCAUAGCUUCACCAGAACAUUAAAAACAAUAUAAAGAAAAUAUUGAGAAAUUUUAACCACAAUUUUAGUCCAACCACAAAACGACCGGACUUUUAAAAGUCCAAAUGUCCUGUACACUUUCUAGGAGUGAUUUGCCCCUCGGUGUCUGCGAAAGGUCGCUGUCCCCUUGCUGUUUUCAUUGACCAUAAGCGGGUCAGGGGAUGGGUGUUUCUUUUAACAUAUAAUGGAUAAUAACGGAUUCAUAAAAUUUUCAUGGGGCCUUUGGCAGCUACGUUGGCAAAUCGAUGAACAAAGUUAUAUUUAGAUAUUUAUAAACGUUAUUGUAUUUGGACACCAAGUGAACGAAUUACCAAAGAAACAUAGAUACAUUAUGAGUUGUAUUAAUAACUGUAGUUUAUAAGAGAACAAGGUAUAGAAUGAAA